Cydia strobilella is the source of this 365-nucleotide messenger RNA. RefSeq lists its product as uncharacterized. The transcript is spliced from 3 exons. Lineage: Eukaryota; Metazoa; Arthropoda; Insecta; Lepidoptera; Tortricidae. The record is from RefSeq and is a predicted model, not a curated record. The coding region runs from base 15 to 365 and encodes 116 amino acids.
UGUGUGCUGACGCUAUGAAGCGUGGGGCCAGAAUCGCAGUAUUUUUAAUAUCGCUUCACUUUACAGGGACUUUAGAGCAGACCAUAUACAAUGCCAACAACUUCUAUAAAUCAAUGACCGAGGAGUACGACGUGAGACAUCGUGGUCAGCUGUUCUUACCACCCUGCAUGAAACAACUUUUGAAUUGCUGGGAACUUGUGAAACCCGAUCUCUUCUGCAAGUAUACCCGUCAAUACAGACAGGCCCUCGAGAGCAUAUGCAUGGACUUGCGGUUCCAAUGCAUGGAGUUCUCGGGACCUAGACCGUUCAACACGGUUAACUUGUCAACUUGGAACUACUGCCCUCCGACCAGAAUACAGCUGUAA